AUGCUUCAAUCCCUCUCUCUUCUCGCUCUGCUCUCCGCUUCGUGCGCUAUCUGGCUGGACCUCUACGAGCACGACAAUACCAAUGGAAACAAGGUACGACUGACUGAACCUGUAGAUUGGCUUGGAAAUGUCCACUUUAAUGAUGCAGCAUCCAGUGCACGAGCUGACGGGAACUGGGAACUGUACUCUAACUGGAACUUUGAAGGGCUGAGGAUGGUAGUGGAAGGUGGUCGUCACUACAACAACUUGGGGGGAACCUUCAACGACGCAGUCUCCUCAGCUCGACCUACCUGUAUUUACACAGGGGAUGCUAAUGAUGCCCUGCUAGAAGUUUGGGAGCAUGGUGACCACCGUGGCAACAAGAAGUCCUACACGAAGGAUGAAUCGUACUUGAACGACUGGAACGACAAGAUUAGCUCGGCGUGCGCUGUUAAGGGGGACUGGGAGUUAUACGAACACUACCUCUUUACAGGAGUUAGAUGGGUGAUAAAAGAGAACGAAUGUCAUAACAUAGUGGCACACAAUGAUUACUACACCUCCCUGCGACCUCUCUGUGCCAGCUACCACCCAAAGUGUACUGUACAGAAAGUCAGGGUGGGGUCCCAGGGUUUGUUGACGCCCAGAUACGAAUCAACAGAGGUUAUCGGCGCUAACGAUGGUGGCACGUGCACUGGCCCGUCCACCUAUACCCUGAGCAUGCAACACUCGAGGACAGUCACGGAAUCGACCACGCUUGAGUUCGGGGAGAGUAACGAGGAUAACUGGGGCGUGUCGGUGACAGUGGAAGUGGAGGCAGCUGCCAAGGUGUUUGGAGCAGGAAGUUCGGUGACCAUGGGUGUUUCUGUUGGGUUCGGAGGAUCCCGAACCGUCUCCAAAUCAGAAUCUACGACAAAAGAAGUGGCUCACCAGUCUUUGGUAGGGAUGAGUGUAGCUUUUCCAGUGCCCGGAGCAGCUUUAGUGUUUGGACUGGUAGACAAGUACAAGAUGGAUGGAGCUGACGUACCAGCCACAAUGGAGCUGCUGUGUCCUGAUGGCAGCACCAAAGAGAAGAAGACCCACAUAAAA
This is a messenger RNA of Bolinopsis microptera, 1065 nucleotides long. RefSeq names its product epidermal differentiation-specific protein-like. The annotation marks the transcript as partial. The transcript has a single exon. The record is from RefSeq and is a predicted model, not a curated record. NCBI's taxonomy places the organism in Eukaryota, Metazoa, Ctenophora, Tentaculata, Lobata, Bolinopsidae.